Episyrphus balteatus (marmalade hoverfly) is the source of this 2772-nucleotide messenger RNA. It is a transcript of the gene nes, whose product is annotated as lysophospholipid acyltransferase 5. NCBI's taxonomy places the organism in Eukaryota, Metazoa, Arthropoda, Insecta, Diptera, Syrphidae. Gene Ontology annotation, biological process: phosphatidylcholine biosynthetic process; lipid modification. Bases 390 to 1838 code for a protein of 482 amino acids. The transcript is spliced from 4 exons. Gene Ontology annotation, cellular component: membrane. The record is from RefSeq and is a predicted model, not a curated record. Gene Ontology annotation, molecular function: lysophospholipid acyltransferase activity; 1-acylglycerophosphocholine O-acyltransferase activity.
UCACAAAUCACAUUGAACACAACUUCAUUUUGACGCCUACACUUUUUUUAGCUGUCGUUUUUAGAUUGAAAAGAAAAUAAAAAAAUAAAGAAAAACAAAUCUGUGAUAAAAUAGAACUUCUUCUUCUUCAGAUAUGAGAAUAAAAAAACAUUAUAUCAUUGUUUGGCUAAUAAAAUUGUGAUUGUGUAUUUUCGUACAAAAAAAAAAGAUUAAAAAAAAAAACAACAAAAAACAAGAAGAAGAACAAAAGAAGAGAAACCCACUUUUUUUUAAAUGUCACAUAUUUGAAUAAAAAAGUGCGUACGUAAAUCACAACACGUAACAUUUUUUUUAUAUUCUUCUUCUGAUUAAAAAAGAAGAGAAGAUAGUUCAAAUCAAUUGAACUUAAAAUGGCAUCGGAAACGAUUGUCCAAAGUCAAGGAGGAGGCGGCUUGAUUGCAAAUCUUGCCGAAUUGUCUGGAGCACCCGAACCUGCACUCAGAUUAUUGUUGUCAAUUUUAUUUGGUUACCCGAUAGCUGCUCUCCAUCAGUUAUGUGUGCGAAAACUCGAACCACUUUUGCAACAUAUUUUCUUUGCAACUUGUGGAUUCGCUUUAUGCUAUUUCAACUACGGCACUGAUUCCUAUCACAGUGUAAUUGCAAUAUGGGUAACCUAUUUGUUAGUUCGCCUCCUCCAUCAUGCACCCCAACAGUUAUUAAUAAUAAACUUCCUAUUCCAUAUGAGUUACCUCAUAAUUGGUUAUAUCUUCACUGAAAGCAAUGAUUACGAUAUAAUUUGGACGAUGCCACAUUGUGUUCUUGUGUUGCGAUUAAUUGGAUUCGGAUUUGAUAUAUCCGAUGGUCAGAAGCCACGUGAACAAUUGUCAAAUGAUCAAAAAGAAACGGCUUUGUCUUAUAUACCAUCGUUGAUUGAACUUACCGCCUAUACAUUCUUCCCAGCUGCAUUUUUGGUUGGGCCACAAUUUCCUUUUAGACGAUAUCAGCGAUUUAUUGGGGGUGAAUUCCAUGAGCAUGAUGGUGCUGUGAAUGCUGGACUUAAACGUGGUGGAGUUGGUUUAUUGUAUUUGAUAGUACGACAAUUGGGAGCGACUUUGUUGCCAGAUAGCUAUCUUAUGACGGAGGCAUUCCGCAAUCAAUCGAUGCUUACAAAACUAUUCCAAGUAGGAAUUUGGGGUAAAAUUGCAUUGUACAAAUUCAUAUCAUGUUGGUUACUUGUCGAAGGAGCACUUAUGUGUACAGGAUUUACUUAUGCUGGAAAAACUUCUGAUGGAAAAUCCGAUUGGUCUGGAUGUUCAAAUAUAAAACUUAUUCUGCUUGAAACAGGAAGUAAAAUGGCUCAUUAUGUGCAAUCGUUCAAUGUGAAUACAAACAGCUGGGUGGCUCAGUAUAUUUAUAAACGACUUAAAUUUCUUAACAAUCGUAUGAUAAGCUAUGUGGCAGCGUUAGCAUUUUUAGCUGUUUGGCAUGGAUUCCAUAGUGGUUAUUAUAUAGCAUUUGCUAUGGAAUAUGCCAUUAUUACAUUUGAAAAACAAUGUGAGACGAUUUAUGCCAAAGAUGUAAUCCCAAAAUAUGGCGAUAUUCUCAACAAUUCUAAAGCCUGCAAGGUCAUUUCGUUUGUAUUGUUAAAAAUCUAUAAUAUUAUGUUUAUGGGUUGGUGUUUAAUACCAUUUAUUUUAUUAAGUUAUGAUCGUUACAUGUAUGUGUAUUCUACUCUGGGUUAUUAUGGAUUUGUUAUGUUGGCUUCUUGGCUCAUAGUUUAUAAUGGUUAUAAAUUUUCAAGAAAGUCAAAUAAAACAGACAAAACGUCAUCCAAUGAGCCAGAGAAAAAACAAAAUUAAUUAAAAACAAACAAAAAAAAUAAUUUAGAUAACGACGAUUUCCUCGUUCUUUAACAAAAAAAACAAAAACAAAAACAAAUAAAAAAAAAACGAAAAAAAGAAAAAGAAAUACAAUGCAUUAAUUGUGUAUUGUGUUGUUUCGAAUAUCUGAUAUGUAUUUUAACUUUAACAAAGAACUCUUUUAAAAAGUCAUAAAUAUAAUUUUAUUUAUUUAUUUACAAUAACACAAAGAAAACUAAUCGACACACUAAGAAAUAUAGUAGGUUUAUGUAUAACAACCACAAAUAGAGAGAAUCAUUUUUAAAUAUUAAUUUAUUUUUUUGGAUAAAAAAAAGAAGAGCAAGAAAAAUGAUACAACAAUCUACAAUUUACUAAUGCAAUGUUAUGGAGUAUUAUAAUUUCGUUAAUUUAAAAACAAGUCGCUUUUACUUUUAAAAUGUCAAUUUUCAGCAAGUCUCUUAUGUUAUUUUUUUUUUUUAUUUUUAAAUGCAUUUCUUUGAACUAAAAUAAUUGUGAUUCAUUUAAUUUAAAAAAAAAAACACCUUUGAUACCAAUUUUUAAUUUGCAUUUUUUUUUCAACUGUUUUUAAGGAAAAUUAUACCAUUUUAUUUUAAAUACUUGUACCUUAUAUACGAAAACGAUAUGGAUAAAUACUCGUAGACUUAAUGCAGAACUAGCGAUAAGACUUUUUUUUGCUAGAAAACUCAACGAAACCAGUGUACUUAGUCGAAAUAUUUUGAAGCUAUCUAACCAGUUCGAUGUUGCUGCUAGUGUAAUAGCUCGUCAUCAAAGAAAUAUUAUUCGAUGACUUUUCUUUUAAAACAUGGUGUCCGCUAAACUGGAAAGUCAGUUAAAACAAUCUUGGUCAAGAAAAGCCAAUACAUUUGAAAAGUGGUCAGAGAUUUUUUUACUGUAUCAUUUUUUUUUUUUUUUU